UUGUGCUAUGCUGAUGACUCCCAUGUUGCUGGGACCCCUUUUAGAUGUGGAUGUAGAUAUGAUGUCUUCAUGACUUCAGGAGUUGUUGGUUUGUGGUUUGGUGUUAAGAGGUCUGUGCAGUUCAGGCCGCUGACCUCACUGGGAAUGAAGCCACAUGUGAUGUGUUGGUAAGUGGAAGAGGCUGGCAGACUUAUGAUGCAACCUUUUUUAGUUUUAUUGUUCAUCUGCUGACAGAGAUAAGCUAUAGGUACCUUUUCAUGGUACGGACCCCGUGAUGUACAUUUCUAUAUUUCACUUGUAUGACUGUGAGAUUUUAUUAGUUUAUAUUAGAGAGUAGAUUUUAAAAGCUAGCUGAACAUAUAUUUCUUUUUGCAUUCAUAUUUAAUAUGUGGUGAAAAUUCAUUACUCGACAGGACAUUUUAAAGAUGAUGUGGUGUAAUACAUACAAUAACUACUCACCAAACUUUAACUCCGCCUCCCAGCCAAACAAGUUAAAUGUUCAUUAAUUACAUCACUAGUUGCAUGUGGUUUGUGUUGCAUGACUGAUUUUGUUAAAUGAAUACAGUAUUUUUACUUUUUUUGAUGGACACACUGUUUGAAUUAGUCACAAAUGUAGCUUUCUUACACUCCGCUUUAAAAAUACACGCAUAUUCAAACUUAAUUGAGUGUAAUUUGUGGGAUAUGAUUCAGAAAUAAGCACCUCUUUUUUCACAACAAUCUCACAUGUGGUCAAAGGUUCCCUUUGUUCACUACCCAAAAUGUCGUUCUUGGUUCCAAGGCUGAGUUUACGUUUAACUUGCGUGUUUAAUGGGCCUUAUUUACCCCCAAUUUUCUUAAUGUUUUGGCUUAGAGUGCAUUUCCAACGGUUCUCACAUAUGUGAACAAAUUUAGAAUCUGAGGAUAAUUACUGUGAAGCACGUUGCUCUUCCCAGAUACAUUUUGCUAGAAGCUUCCUGCAUCUUCCUGGUUCACUUAGUAAUCACCACACAGGUAUCUGGCACCGCGGCUCCAAAGAAAAGUUUAGCCCUGCCAAAUAAUCCCCAUUUUCCCCCGUGUUGUACUGCUUUCAGACAAACUGUUUUUGAACUUGCUGAAUCAUUCUCAAGCAGUAGUUGUAACUUUUUCUUUUUUUUUUUGUCUUGGCUUAAAGACUGUUACCCAUGAUGCCCUAUUUUCUGUGACACCUCUGGAUUGCUUGUGCCAUUCCCUGGCAUGAACUAGACACUGCGAUGCGAGAGGGACUCUGGGGCGUUGUGGUCAGGGAAACAGACCAGAGCACGGAUUUGAAACCAACAGAAAGGAACAUCUCAAGAAGAGUUAUGUGUCCCUGUUAUCAUCCAUUCUUAAAACUCUGUCGUGGGACCAAGAAAAUUACAGUAUGAAGAUGGGAUUAUGGGAUUUCUCAUACAAAUGGAUUUGGAGGAAAAAAAUAAGCAACCUGUAAUUAUGGCAUUUUAUAUUUAAUGUUCAUUCCCACAUAGUAGACAGUCCUUGGCGUAGAAGGAAAAAAAAGAUGAAACAAAAUCUUGAAGAGGGGCUCUGUUCCACAAAAGGCCCAUUCCGUCCAUGUCCAAGGACACUUUUCGCCCAUCAGUGGUUCUGACAGUUGAGUGAGACUUUAUGGUUCUUCACAUCAUACAUGGCACAUGUGUAGUAAGAUUCUAUGUUAACCUUUCAGAAGUUUGGUUGUAUUAACGUUCCCCUAACCACUGCAAUACAAUGAACCUUUGUCUAAACAUUACACGAACGUUCAUGUAACAUUAGAUUUUCAGUUCCCAAAACAUUUGGGGAUCCUUCCGAUGCAUAAUAAGACACAGCAAGCUGCGCUUUUCAAUCAAGCUGUGCAGCAGUGAGCUGGCUGUCGUGGUCCUUGUGGGAAGGGAAUAUGGAGUCUGAUCCGAUCGGUGCGCAGGGCACGCAUUGGGGGAUACGUGGCGUGUGACGGAGCACGAACUUACGAGGUUAAGCGCUGCCAGCUCGUCAGCGGCAACCCCCGCUCUGCGAAGUCAGCGUAGUAAAAUAAAUGGAUCUUCUUCAGUCGGCGUGAAGCUGUUUUUCUAUAUGCCACUAGAUUAACACCAGCUUUGUCCUACUUUCCCAGCGUUUGGCUCAGACGCCGCCGGAGGACGCAGACUCGCAUCCGCGUGUUUAUUCAAUUAUUGGCGUCAUUUUCCAGCCGGAGCAGGAAAACGCCAGCGCUAGGCUACGCCGCAGGCAGUUAGCGGAUGCCGUUCACUUUGCCAGCAGAUGUUAUAGGUACCUGCGUAUCUGCUGAUACCCAUCGACACCACCACACGAGUUUUACAUUCUUCAGUCUUCCAGUCUGCCAUCCUCUGAGGUGUGACACGGCCAGUCCACCAUUCGCCUGAGUUCAUUCAGAAAAUUAAGAUGAUAUUUUGGUGCACGUCUGUGAAUAAAAUAGAAAAGACAGCCUGAAAUAUCAUCAGAUGCUCUGCACGGCUAUAUGGAACGCGAGCCCCUGACGCUGCAGCUGUUUAUCGGCACUGCCGACGACCGCCUGCUGCGCCCCCACGCAUUCUACCAGGUGCACCGCAUCACCGGCAAGACCGUGUCCACCGCCAGCCAUGAGGUCAUGCAGUGCAACACCAAGGUGCUGGAGAUUCCCCUGUUACCGGAGAACGGCAUGCGUGCCAUAAUCGACUGUGCCGGGAUCCUGAAGCUGCGUAACUCGGACAUCGAGCUCCGGAAAGGCGAGACGGACAUCGGGCGCAAGAACACACGCGUGAGGAUGGUGUUCCGCGUGCACAUCGAGCAGCCUGGUGGCAGAACCGUGUCACUGCAGGCCGCUUCCAACCCCAUCGAGUGCUCCCAGCGCUCAGCACAGGAGCUGCCGCUGGUGGAGAAGCAGAGCUUGGACAGCUGUCCCACCACGGGAGGCAAGAAUAUGCUCCUGAGCGGGCACAACUUCCAGGCCGACUCGAAAGUGGUGUUUGUGGAGAAGGCCCAAGAUGGUCACCACAUAUGGGAAACUGAGGCCAAAGUUGACAAGGAUUCCAUCAAAUCGAGCGUGAUGCUGGUCGAACUGCCACCAUACCGAAAUCAGAGGAUAUCCAGUCCCGUGCAGGUGAACUUCUAUGUCUGCAACGGCAAAAGGAAGAGGAGUCAGUUCCAGCGUUUUACAUACCUGCCCACCAAUGUACCAAUAAUAAAAACGGAGCCGAAUGAUGACUAUGAGCCCACACUGUGCAGCCAGGGGGAGCUCAGACUUCCGGUGACUUCUAAGGCCUUCUACAGCCCCCCCGUGGCCCCCUCGGCGGUAGCGGGAGAGCCCCAGCCCGGCCUGGGCGGGUACAUGCCCUGUGCCCAGCGCCACGUGACCGUGCCCUCGUCCCCCAGCUCCAGCCCCAGGCUGCACGACCUGUCCGCGGCCUCCUACCCCAAAUGCCUCUCCGCCGGGCCGCCGCAGCCCCCAGGGCUCCAGCCUUCUCUCCCAGGUGUGUCCCCAGGCGCCACCCCGGGCUCCCUUUGCCCCCUAGUCAUGCUGCAGCCUCAGGCCACUUCCCAGCUCUCUGGGUCCUCAGGCGGCCGCCCUCACGGUUAUCGGCGCUCCGCCGUUUACCCGGACAGCAGCCCCGCCUCCUCUCCCACCUCCCACCCCUCCACCCCUAGCACGGCGCCGGAGGUUCCGUUCGGUGUGGCCUACAGCCCGCCCCGGCCACCUAGCACGCUCGACCCUGUCACCCCCCCAGCCGGGAACGGCUCCUCUGCCCUGAUGCAGGGGGCCGAUCGCCCCCCCGCCCUGCCCGUCAGCGUCAAGCAGGAGCCCCAAGAGCUCGACCAGAUGUACUUAGAUGACGUCAAUGAAAUCAUAAGAAACGAUCUCUCCAGCAUAUCAGUACAUGGGCACGCGUAACCACUGCAGAGUCACCAGAGCAGGCGCAGACCCAGGAAGUGACAAAGAUGUGAUCUGGAAGAGUGAAAAAGUGUGUUUUUAUUGACCCCAAGACAAUGGAGGACUGCGUGCGAAGAGACUGUUAUGUUCCACAGUAAAUAGCGACUGAAUCUCCGGUCAAAGAGCAGUGCAGUCUGCGGACCAAGAAGCUUCUUUUUUUAUUGUUUUUGCAAAGUCAAUCAUUGUGUGAGAAAGAGCAGCAGGAUUCUGGGUGAACUUACAGAGAGGGUCUCCCAGUGAUGCGUGCCUUAGUCUACCAGCAAAACGAGGAUGCUGAACCUUUUCAUUUGCAUUAAACUAAAAUGUUUUCUCUUUUAUUGCCAUUCAGAUUAUUGGGUGUUUACAUAAAAACAACAAAAAGUGUCAUAAAAAGGGUAGAUCAUCGACAAUCCAAGGCCUCUGUGGCAAAAGAAGCUACAGAUUUGCAGAAAAACUGGAAGAAUAUUUUAGUGCCUUAUUUUUUAACACUCUUUUGUAACACUGUGAUGUAUAUGGCUUGGUUGUGGUGUUUUUAGCUUGCUUGCUAUAUAAAAAUGGGAUGUUUAAACAUUAGACAGCACACAAUUCACCUGUUUAAGUACAGUACCUAACAGUGUUGUAGAAGUUCUGUAAUGUAUACAAAAAAGUAACAGACAUUCUGUGAAAAAUUACAAUCAGUCGGCAUUUUAUUUCGCGGGAUGCAGAAUGAAAGAUUUUUUUACAGCUUUACAACUGCAUAUAUUUCAGAUUUACAUUAAUGUUUUGAUUUUUUUAUAUUCAGGCUAAAGUACAGUUUAUCCAAAGAAUAAUCAGCCCCAAAUUUAUCCUGCCUUUAGAGAUAUUUAGAGGGCUUGAACUGGAGAAGUACACAUUUUAGAAAAUCAACAAACUGUCAUUUAAGAUAAUAAAUACAGUUGAGUCUAAUCCAACAGAUCUGCUGAAAUUCAGCAGAUUAGCCAGGGAAUCAUGUAAAGGAAUGUUGGAUUCUCGAUGAUCUACUGCUACCUUAAGCUUUUUACUUUCUUUGCCUUAAUCUUUCUAUUCAGCAGUUAGUUUGUAAAUAUUUACGGUCAUUCUUACCAUUUACAUGAUGCAUACACACCUAUAGUUAUUUUUGAUCUGCUCUUCACAUACUCGUAAAUUAUUCCUGCUUGCACAAGGGGUGCAUGCUCUGUUUGUGAAAGAUUUGUUCCCAAAGUAGAUCUGAAGUCACAGAAUGUAGCAUUUUGAAGCUGACUUAUGUAGUUGUAAUUCUUGAGGAGCUAAAUCUAAUGAAGACAUUCAGUACUGAGUUACAGCAAAAAAGGGACUCAGGUAUCCAGCUUCACAACUCUGAAGACUGGGGAAGACAGGUAGUGAUCAGGAAUUUCUCUGUCUUGGCAGAACUCUGCACUGUAACGGAAUCAAAUAUCCAGAUCUGAUUAAUGCAGCAAACUGACUAAUGUUGUUUGAAGAGCAAUCAGCAAUCAUCACAUCAAGCAGAAAUACUUCCACAAGUAUUUAUCACUUCAAACAAAUGGCUUUAUUUUGAGGUUAAUGCUUUCUUAUAUUAAAUCUACCUGUAAUACAUUAUGUGUAAUUUGGUGUUUCACAGAGGAAAAUAUGACUCAAAUCUGACUUUUUUUCUCUCCUAAAAUGAUGUUUUUCUUUAAAAUUCAUUGUUUUCUUAAACAAAUUAUGUGCAUUUUCAUGUUUUUUGUUUGUUUUGUUUCUUUUUCUGGGGGGGGGGUUUGCAACAAGAUAGCAAUAAUAAUUUGCUUGGAACCAAAGGUUUUUCCUUUGGGAAGGAAAUAAUUGUUUGAGCUUUAAUUUCUAGCUGUUCUAACCAUUAGCAGUAGCUAUAUGCCUUUUAAACUAUGUAAGCACUUUAAAUAUUGAUAGUAAACUGUUGUUCCUGCAUCCGAUCAAAUGAAUUUUGUCAAAGAAAAAAAACACAGAACAUUUGACAAAAGUUAACCACAAAUUUUCUUCUUGUAGAAGAUCCAUGAUCUUCAGCAUAUUCUAAAGUUAAUUGUGUGUAUCUCCUUACAGCAUAUAGAAUCCAAGCCUUUUCUAUUAUUAGCUUCCUGUAAUGGCUGAUUAUAUACAAUGUAUCCAGGCUGAAUAGAUGCCUGACAAUCAUAUAUUGUGCCUUAUCCUUCAUUGUCUCAGUUUGUCAGGAUUGUUACUAGCUUUGCUUAUUCAGGCAUACGGUGAAAUUAAGCCUCCUUAAAUAUGAAAUAUUUAUGGGAAUUCAAGGAGGUAUUCUACAGGUCUUAUGUUCCAUAACAUUAACAUAUACAACGUCACAUAAGCCAUAUUGUCAAUAUUUGCUAAUUUACUGUGAAAUCAUAACCAAAACGUGAGUUAAGAUUUAACAAAACAAUCUGAUACAUUGUUGUUGCUGUUACAACUGCUACAUGACAUCAAAAAAACCAAACUCAGCAUCUCUGUGGUUUUGGUGCAAAUGAUUGACAAAAAAUGUUUUGCUGAUCUAAUGUCCUCCCAGUCAUGUCCUGGAUAAUGUAAUAAACAAAAUAUACAGUUUAAAGAA
Messenger RNA from Paramormyrops kingsleyae, 6425 nucleotides. It is a transcript of the gene nfatc1, whose product is annotated as nuclear factor of activated T cells 1. Gene Ontology annotation, molecular function: RNA polymerase II cis-regulatory region sequence-specific DNA binding; transcription factor binding; DNA-binding transcription factor activity, RNA polymerase II-specific. Gene Ontology annotation, biological process: cytokine production; regulation of transcription by RNA polymerase II; calcineurin-NFAT signaling cascade. NCBI's taxonomy places the organism in Eukaryota, Metazoa, Chordata, Actinopteri, Osteoglossiformes, Mormyridae. The record is from RefSeq and is a predicted model, not a curated record. Gene Ontology annotation, cellular component: transcription regulator complex.